UUGACACGUCCGGGUUUCACUACGCUUGUUUCCGCGGAUGAAUCCGGUGAAGCACGCCGGCGGGAAUUUUACGUACCUGACGGCGGAGGAACAAGAUGACGGUCCUGUUUAAUUUCUGACGAUUUGACGAUAAACCACCGCGUCCCACUGGUGGCACGCCGGGCGCAAAGAGGCCAAUGGCCGCCGAGGAUGGUCCCCAUGCAUGCCCCACACGACUCGUCGGUUGGGGCUGUUUUAAAGAUGAGUGAAUCGUAAACACAUAUAAAUGACAAAUGUCGUUUUUUGAGUGCAAUGUCGUUGCAGGUGGCUGUGGGGUCCCCCCGGCCCCCAGAAAUGGUGACCCAUGACUCCAGUCUGCCCUAACUCCUAAUCCAGUCUUUAUCAUCCAGAGGAUUUGCAAGGAGGCGGCGAUGGGAGACAGCUACGUGUACCGGCGACUUCCCUACGCCAGAGGAGGCGAGGAGGGCGACGAGGAGGAAGGAGAGGAGGGAGGAAGGAUGCGAGAGAGUGUCGGACGACAGAUGAUGCAGGGCGAGGAAGGCACCGAGUGGCUGCUAGAGCUGCUGACCGACGUCCAGCUGCAGCAGUACUUCCUGCGCCUACGCGACGAGCUCAACAUCACGCGGCUCUCGCACUUCGACUACGUUAAGAACGAAGACCUGGAGAAGAUCGGCAUGGGGCGCCCGGGUCAGAGGAGGCUGUGGGAGGCCGUCAAGAGGAGGCGAGCGCUUUAUAAACGCAAGUCCUGGAUGAGCAAGGUGUUUCCCGUGAAGCGGCCCGACGCCGACCCACAGCAGCCCCUCCCACUGGGCGCGUUGUCCAGCGGCAGCGGGGCCACUCCCACCAGCGACUCUGCGGCCUCGCUCACGUGCCUCAUCCGAGAGUCUGAGCUGCAGUUGUUCGAGCGCUUGGGCGACGGCACGUUCGGGGUGGUGCGCAGGGGCGAGUGGAGCGCCCCCAGCAGCCGAGUGCUGUCAGUGGCGGUGAAGUGUCUCAAGGCCGGCGUGCUGGACUCGGACGGGCUGGACGACUUCAUCAGAGAGGUGAACGCCAUGCACUCGCUAAGCCACCAGAACCUGAUCCGCCUAUAUGGGAUUGUCUUGACGCAGCCCAUGAAGAUGGUGACUGAGCUGGCGCCAUUGGGCUCGCUGUUGGACCGUUUGAGGAAACGUCAGGGUCACAUUCUGAUCUCUGCGCUGUGCAACUACGCCGUGCAGGUGGCAUGUGGCAUGGCCUACCUGGAGCAGCGUCGUUUCCUCCACAGGGACCUGGCGGCCCGCAACGUGCUGCUGUCUACCAACGACUUGGUGAAGAUCGGAGACUUCGGCCUGAUGAGGGCGCUGCCGUCACACGCCGACCAGUACGUCAUGGAGGAGGGCCAUAAAAUCCCGUUCCCAUGGUGUGCUCCGGAAUCUUUGAAAUCCCGCAGCUUCUCGCACGCCUCCGACACCUGGAUGUUCGGGGUGACCCUUUGGGAGAUGUUUAGCCAUGGACAGGAGCCAUGGAUGGGCCUGAAUGGAAGCCAGAUCCUCCACAAAGUGGACGUGGAGGCUGAGCGACUGUGCAAGCCGGAUGACUGUCCUCAGGACAUCUACAACGUCGUACUGCAGUGCUGGAGCCCCAAACCCGAGGACAGACCCACCUUUGUCGCCCUCAGGGACUUUCUGAUGGAGACCAUGCCGACAGACAUGAGAGCUCUCCAGGACUUUGCGGAGGAAGGCAAGCUUGAGAUUCAAAUGAAUGAUGUCAUCGCCAUCAUAGAAGGAAGGGCAGAGCACUACUGGUGGAGAGGCCAGAACAGGCGAACGCUGCGCAUGGGCCAGUUCCCUCGCCACGUGGUGACGGCGGUGGCGGGCCUGUCCGCACACGACAUCAGCCGGCCGCUCAAGCACUCGUUCAUCCACACGGGACACGGGGACACCGACCCGCACCGUAGCUGGGGCCACGCCGACCGCAUAGACAGUCUAUAUUUGGGGAACCCCAUGAAACCCCCAGAUGUUCUCGGAGUGGACCCUUGCAUGUCAAGACCGACCAAGCUCCCCAACCGGGCCAAGAAGCAACCACCUCCUCGCCCUCCUCAGCCCGCAGUGCUGCUGAAGAAGCCUUACUACGAUUCCGUGAUGGAGGAUUAUGACGAUGAGGAAGACGACCCCACCAGCGCUCGGCCCGGCUUAAAGAGGGUCGGCGUGACCCUGGGCCUCAAGCUCCGCCCAUGGGAAGGCUGCGGUGGCGGCGCACGCGCGGACGCUGGCGAAGUGUCGCUCAUCGACUUCGACGACAGCUUCAGCUCGACCACGCCCUCACCGCUCACCGAGACGCAGCAGCCAGAUGAGGACACGCUGAAGGACACGCCCUCCAUCCUGGACUGGCCCCUCCCACAGCCGACCUACGACGAGGUUGCUACGGAACUGCCGGACCAAUCGGAGGACCAGGAGGUGCGAUCCAUCAACAAAGGGACAACGGAAGAGGCCCCGCCCACUCCCUCCGGCGCCGCCAUGUUGGGCAGGAACGAGUCUCAGUCGGCCGACCUCUUCCAGGAGCUCCAGCGAGAGGUGAUGGUGAAGCUGCAGGUUCCCAUGGCGACAGGCCGCUCUCUGCCCUCCUCGCCGCUCCCGCCGCCACUGGCCCCGCUCACGCCUCACCGGCAGAUCUACCUGCCGCCUCCCUCGCCGUCCUCCAGCUUCACGUCGGGCUUCGGGGACCGACCGGUGGUGCCGCCCCGCAGCCCCGCGCCGCCGCUGCGCCCCUCCAAGGGCGCCUCCCACCCGCACCACAGCUCCAUCUCUCUGGAGCUGGAGGACACGCCUCCCCAGAUCCCUCCGCGGGACCGCGCCCUCUCCCAGCCGGGUUCGCGCUCCUCCUCGCCGCUCACUCUGGUGCCGUCCUCCCUCUUCCUUCCACCUCCCCCGCUUUCCGUCUCCCCCCGUCGGGCGUCUGGCCUCCUGGGUCCCCUGCUGUCCUGCUCCCCUCCCAAAGGCCCGCCUCCUGGUUCUUCUUCCUCCUUUUUGGAUCCUCUGGCCUUGCGGGAGCCUCGUGGAGUCUCCUCCGCGAUUGACAGCUCGCAGAGCUCUGCCCCGGCCCCAUUGCCAGAGCGACCAGCUAUACUGGAAAGGUACGGCGCAGCCAAUAUGGCGGCGGUCAAACCAAUGAUACAGCACCCUGCCCGGGCCAAGUCCAACUCCUCUUACAACAACAACAACAACGGACGGACGGCAGCUCCCAGCAUGCAACGGGAGCUGAGCAUCAUACAGGUCCAAGGAGCCGUUCAUGGGGUCACACUGGACGAGUGUCAGGCUGCGCUGCAAAGUCAAAACUGGGGAAUCCAGCAGGCCGUCGACCAUUUGAAGGUGGAGCAGUUGUUUCGUCUGGGCCUGCGGUCCCGGUCCGAGUGCGAGGCGCUGCUGCGGCGCUGCCAGUGGAACCUGGAACAGGCCAGCUCGCUCAUGCUGGACGCGUAUGGACCGCACUGCAACAGCAUAUGAAGUGACGGCAGCAGGAGAUAUCAGCGGUGACUCUUCUGUCCAAGGACCCGGCAUUGAAUGUUCUCCUCUUGUAUGUACUGUGAACACAUGCUCCAAACUGGUGUCGCACAAUUGAACCGCUUACUUGAACUCAGACAUGCGCUGGUUAUUUAUUUUUACUACUUAAAUGUCAUAUUUGAGAUGCACCAACUUACUGCAGCUGUAUAAAAAGAAACCCCACGCGAAUGCGCAACACUUCUUAUGUCGUGUAUCCGCAGGUGGAAAUAAAAGUGGUAUGAAAAGAGAA
This is a messenger RNA of Nerophis lumbriciformis (worm pipefish), 3768 nucleotides long. It is a transcript of the gene tnk2a, whose product is annotated as tyrosine kinase, non-receptor, 2a. NCBI's taxonomy places the organism in Eukaryota, Metazoa, Chordata, Actinopteri, Syngnathiformes, Syngnathidae. The record is from RefSeq and is a predicted model, not a curated record. Gene Ontology annotation, molecular function: protein binding; ATP binding; protein serine/threonine/tyrosine kinase activity. Gene Ontology annotation, biological process: signal transduction; protein phosphorylation.